AUGUCAGAUAAAAAGCUCUCUAUUCCAGUUGUUUCUAUCAUCCCCGGCAUUGGUGAAAGUGUACGCCAGCAGUUAGCGUCACCAACAGCCACGUCCUAUGCUGCCAGGUUAUACAAGUCUAACAAGCUUGAAAUUGUGGACCUACCGCUACCAAUAAUAUCUCCACCCAACAGUUGCAAUAAUCAUCAGCCUGAGGGAUCUGUCAGCCAGCCCAUUCCUACUACGCCCGUAUGGAAGCUUAAUUCCAUACAGCAGCAGAUUCUCGAAGACGCCGAGAUUAUUAUCAUGGAUGCCCACAUUGGUGCACCGCUGCUGCUCGCACCUGAAACCAAUUUGCCUUUUGAAAUGCAGCAUUUGCUUCGAAAGGUGCAGUGGGUGCAAGGAACGUAUGCUGGAGUGGAUUCAUACUUUCAGUUUCCAAUGGUCGAAGGUGGCCCGAAAUUUACUGUCUCCCGUGCAGGAGGUAUCAUGCCAACAGCACUGGCACAGUAUGUGUUUGGCUACGUGAUAGUGAUCGAGCGCAAGUUCUAUGAAGCCAAACAACUUCAAGAAAAACGCGUCUUUGGUCGAUGGGAACUCAAGUAUCGACCAUUUCGGCAAUUGACUAUCGGCAUCCUUGGUUUUGGUGACAUUGGAAAGGAGAUUGGACGCACUCUAAAAACAUGCGGAUUUCGAGUGAUUGGAUUUAAGCGUCACGUGAGUGAUGAAGAUCGAAAUGCAUUAGCGCUGUAUGCUGACGGUUUGUCUUCCAAUUUAAAUGAGGUACUGGAGCAAAGUGACUAUGUAGUUAACGUCUUGCCUAGCACAGACGCAACUCGUUACUUGCUGACUGAAAAUACACUAGAGGUGUGCCGAAAAAAGCAACCGGUUUUCAUUAACGUCGGCCGAGGCGAUAUCAUCUCGGAGGAAACAAUCAUUAAUGCUUUAGAGAAGGGUCUGCUGUCCAAGGCUGUGCUAGAUGUAUUCGAGAAGGAACCAUUGCCAGAGACGAGUCCACUGUGGUCGCACCCAAAAGUGAUUAUAACACCACAUAUCGCUGGUACUGUGUUUCCAGAAGACGUGGCUGAUGUAUUUGUGAAGAAUCUUAACCUUCGAUUCGAAGGAAACCCGAUGCUUUACCAAAUGGAUUGGACAACCGGCUACUAG
This is a messenger RNA of Plasmopara halstedii, 1146 nucleotides long. Its product is annotated as glyoxylate hydroxypyruvate reductase. Gene Ontology annotation, molecular function: NAD binding. The transcript has a single exon. Lineage: Eukaryota; Oomycota; Peronosporomycetes; Peronosporales; Peronosporaceae. The coding region runs from base 1 to 1146 and encodes 381 amino acids. The record is from RefSeq and is a predicted model, not a curated record.